Carassius carassius (crucian carp) is the source of this 4864-nucleotide messenger RNA. Its product is annotated as copine-5-like. The record is from RefSeq and is a predicted model, not a curated record. Gene Ontology annotation, biological process: cellular response to calcium ion. Lineage: Eukaryota; Metazoa; Chordata; Actinopteri; Cypriniformes; Cyprinidae. Gene Ontology annotation, molecular function: calcium-dependent phospholipid binding. Gene Ontology annotation, cellular component: plasma membrane. Bases 906 to 2627 code for a protein of 573 amino acids. The transcript has 21 exons.
GUUUCUACACAUUUUUUUUCAGCGUAUACGGUAAGGUAACUUAUAGUUCGAGUUAACUGCCCUGCUAUCAGAAAAUUCACAAAAUUUGAACUGAAUUGAGCUGGAUGGUGACACUUACACUGACACUGUUAUUCAAGCUGAAUUGAAUUAACAUUGAACUGACCUGAGCUGAAUAAUGACGCUAUUUACUUCUGUAGAGUUUUGUAACUGAUGACAUUUACAACAUUGGCAUUUAACUGAAGUGAGGCAACACGGAACUAAAUGGAGCUGAAUAACGACACUGUUGUAAAGCUGCUUUUUUACACUUAUAUUUUCCCGUUUAUUCAUGUGAGCUACUUUGAAUCAGUCGUAUUUUAUAAAACGCUAUAUGUGACUUUGACUUGACAGUUAACCAAAUAUACAGGUUUUUACUGUAGCAUUUGUACGUUAAUUUCCUCUCUUUAUUUUUACAGUGUGCGUUGAGGGUUGUAUUUCGGAAGUUAACCGCUGUGAGAAAUAGCUCAGGCAGUAAUGAGCCGUAUCUGUGGAUCAAUAGCUGAUGCUGCGCCGAGCGAAUGUGUGAAAGAAUGCGCGAGGGGUGGAGUUCUGCUCUUUUACUUUCCACUGCACACAGUGCAGACGCAGAAAUCUCACCGCUGUCAGAAGAGUCGCGCACUUGUUCUUUUUCUUGAGUUUUUCAUUUAGCAAAGCAAACGCUUUACGUUUUUUUCUUGUAACAUUGCUGGUUUCUUAAUUUGAGCCCAUCACAGAGCACCCGCGGUCUCCAGCGCUCCUCCAGCACAGACGCUGAUUCUCUGUCGUCCUGCUGCGGUCCUCGCUGGAGCUGUGAGAUUUCAGUAAGCACCGCAGGACCCAGAACUGUAAAACUGUUCGAAGUAGAGAGCUUCCUCUUGUCCAGCGCGCCCAUGGAAGGCGGCGUUAUGGAUAAACUGGAGGACAUGGCCUCAGUGUGCGAGUUCGACCCUAUCACGGGGGAUAUUCCCGCCACCAAAGUGGAGAUCACCGUAUCGUGCAGAAACCUGUUAGAUCGGGACACGUUCUCCAAGUCUGAUCCUUUGUGUGUUCUUUACACUCAGGGAGUGGAGUCUAAGCAGUGGCGUGAGUUUGGGAGAACUGAAGUCAUUGACAACACCCUGAACCCAGACUUUGUGAGAAAGUACAUCCUGGACUAUUUCUUCGAGGAGAAGCAGAAUCUGCGCUUUGACAUAUAUGACAUUGACUCCAAAAGUCCUGAUCUGGCCAAACACCCCUCCGAUUUCAACGACUUCCUGGGUCAGACCUUCUGCACUCUGGGUGAGAUAGUGGGUUCACCAGGCAGUCAUCUGGAAAAGCCUCUGGGUGGCAUCCCUGGGAAGAAUUGUGGUACCAUUAUUCUCACCGCAGAGGAACUCGGAAACUGUCGGGACUGUGCAUCAAUGCAGUUCUGUGCCAAUAAGCUGGAUAAGAAAGACUUCUUCGGCCGCUCUGACCCGUUCAUGGUGUUCUACAGAAGUAAUGAGGACGGAACAUUCACUAUCUGCCAUAAAACUGAAGUGGUAAAGAAUACACUGAACCCCGUCUGGCAGCCGUUCACCAUUCCUGUCAGAGCGUUGUGCAAUGGAGAUUAUGACAGGUCAAUUAAAGUGGAGGUGUAUGACUGGGACAGAGAUGGCAGUCAUGAUUUUAUCGGGGAGUUCACCACCAGCUACAGAGAGCUCUCUCGUGGUCAGAGUCAGUUCAACGUGUACGAGGUGGUAAACCCUAAAAAGAAACUCAAAAAGAGGAGAUACAUCAACUCUGGCACAGUGACACUGCUUUCAUUCUCGGUGGAGGCCGAACACACGUUCCUGGACUACAUCAAAGCAGGCACUCAGAUCCAUUUCACAGUGGCCAUUGAUUUCACUGCAUCCAAUGGGAACCCUUCUCAGUCUACCUCCCUGCAUUACAUGAACCCCUAUCAGAUGAACGCGUAUGCCAUGGCGUUGAAGGCCGUGGGCGAGAUCAUUCAGGACUAUGACAGCGAUAAGAUGUUUCCUGCAUUGGGCUUUGGAGCCAAACUUCCUCCUGAUGGCCGGGUUUCCCAUGAAUUUCCCCUGAAUGGUAAUGUAGAUAACCCAUACUGCAAUGGGAUGGAGGGUAUCCUAGAGGCUUACCACGAGAGCCUGAAGACUGUCCAGCUCUACGGACCCACCAAUUUUGCUCCUGUCAUCAACCAUGUAGCAAGGUAUGCUGCAGCAGUUCAAGACGGCUCGCAGUACUUUGUGCUUCUCAUCAUCACUGACGGUGUGAUAUCAGAUAUGGCUCAGACUAAAGAAGCCAUUGUCAAUGCAGCAAAACUACCUAUGUCCAUUAUUAUUGUUGGAGUUGGCCAAGCUGAGUUUGACGCCAUGGUUGAACUGGACGGCGAUGAUGUAAGAAUAUCCUCAAGAGGAAAGCUGGCGGAGAGGGAUAUUGUACAGUUCGUACCAUUCAGAGACUACAUGGAUAGGACAGGAAACCAUGUCCUGAGCAUGGCACGGCUUGCCAAGGAUGUCCUGGCCGAGAUCCCGGAUCAGUUAAUUUUAUAUAUGAAGUCAAGGGGCAUCAAGCCCAACCAGACACCACCAGACUACAGCCCACCUGGGCUCAGCCCAACCCCCACCGUAUGAGUUUACCCAGCCUGCUGAAAGAAAACAGGCGAUGUUAUGUCACCUCCAAUUUGGAUCUCGUUUAAAAUCCAAUACAACUGAUUCAGUGGGAGGCGUCUAGGAGAGCGGAUGGUUUCAAUUCCCGGUUUUUUGAUCUCAUACACAGGAGAAAUUGAAAACUCUAUCUGUGUUCUGGAGGUUGAACUGAAGAGAACAGUACUUAUUGAUCUGUGAGUUGCUGUCCUCCUCAUAAUUUCUUCACGAAUUAGCCAACAUUUAUAGUUUGAAUCAGUCUCAUUCAGAUUCAUACGUCCAACUUUGCUGGAUAUAUGGAGAAGAUCUGAGCAAGCAAUGCAAUUUUCUGCUUAUUUAAAAUCUCUAACAUCUCAACAUCUAUAAAAACACUCUUGUGUGUCAUAUAGCAUGUGAGGGGGACUGUGUGUUAUAUUAAGAAAAUCUCCCUUGUAUCUGCCAGAGGAGGCAAACAAGAGCACCCCUAGAAAGUGUGAUUUAAAAAAAAAAUAGUGAAACUAUAGGUGGUUGUUUGAAAUAUUAUACCCUGUAGUAUUACAAUUUAGUGAAACUGUUUGAUUUGUUUCUAGAAUUUGUAGAUAGUUGUGUUAUGGUGGUUUGGGCAAAGUCUUUUUAGUACAAAGUUAUAUUUCCCAUUGCAGUGUCCCAUUUAUAGCUUUUUAGAGCCAUGAUAAACAAGAUUUUCUAUUCUAAAGCAUGAAAUCCAGGUAAAAACAAUUGUUCAUGGCAUUAAUACAUUGUAUUAAAUGUAUUUACGUACUUUAGAUGAAAUUAGUUAAGAGAAAUCCACUGUAAAAGUCUAAGAGAAGCACAAAUAUUUUCUUAAAGCUGUAUCAUUUGUAAAUGUUAAUCAGAAGUCACAGAUUCAGAUUCAUUACUGUACACAGACUGAAAUUUCAGGAACAAUCAGCUCACCAAAUUUACUUUAAUUUGCCCCUCUAAUUCCUAAAUACUCCAGAGCCGGAAUAUCUUGAUAUUGUACAGCAGCUCCUCAGACGCAUGUGAGCCAUCAGGGGAAACAUGAGAGAUACCUCGCUGCUCGCUGCUAAAGAUGAUUGGAGAUGAGGCAGCGUCUGCUGUUUCUCUCAUAGCACUGUCUGACUCACCUGCUGUCACGCUUAACCUUAGCUCCCUCAUUCCUGGGAUUUUCUCUGGUGUUUAAAACACUUUUCUAUUCUUCACCAUGACAGGAAUUAUUUUACUGGUUUCAAAAGAUGAAAGACUUAUUGCAUGCAGCUGAAAUUGCAUUACUCGCAGUGCAAACAUAAUGCCGUUUUGUUUCUAGCUGUAAAUAUUUUUUUGCAUUGGCGUAAUAACAGAACAAGCAUCGAGCACAAUUAAUUUCAUAAACUUGCCUUACAUACAGUAAGUUUACAUUAAUAAUGGAUAGCAAACAUAAAUUAGAAACAGUAUUUAAUAUGCAGUAUUAUUACUAAGGAAGCGCAUGUAGAUAACAUAAAACCUUAAUAGGAUUAAGAUAUUCAGUUAAAUCUCAUAACAAUGUUAGCUGUAAGAUUUAUUCUUGUCUAGCAUACAGCCUCUUUUGUCUGAGGUCCAUUUUGAAAAUACAUAAUCACUAUCACAGACAAAUCUGUUUGUAUCAGUAAAUACUGACUGACUUUUUUUGGACAGCAGGGCCGUUUAUACUUGUUCUUACCCACAGUUUUGAUACAUUUUCUCCUUGUCCGGUUAAAUUUUUAUAUCUUUGCUUGUUUGUCAAAACUUGUACCAAUGUUUUAGUUUUAGAACAUGUAUCUGUUAUUUUAGUGUAGAUUAUGAACUGUGAAGAUGAACUGCAGUUUUAUUUUCAAAUCUCCACUGGUCGUGAUGCUACAAAAUCUGCUCCCGGAUAACAAGACAAUGUGUUUAAACACACUUUCUUUUACAGAGUUAUUAGCACACCUGGAGUUACUGAGAAUGAAGUGAUCCAUCAAUCAAUUAGGAGGUGAAGAUUAAGUCUGACAAAGGGAGCAUUGGGUGAAAGGGUUUGUUUGAGAGUGUUAACAGGUGUAUUGAUUUUAAAGGCUUAUUUACUCUUCAUUUUAUAUUGUUAAUGGAUAGUUAAUAACUAGAAGAUAAUAGUCCUUUGACUGUUGAGAAGAACAUUAUUUUUCAUGUUUCUCCUUUAUAUUUAGCUUUUUUUAAUAUUGAAUUCUGUUUCUCAAAUGUAAGCCUGAAAUUUCUACUAGCAUAAAUGUAACCAUUUUUUUUUAAAUCCUGUUUAA